Cylindrotheca closterium is the source of this 2433-nucleotide messenger RNA. Lineage: Eukaryota; Bacillariophyta; Bacillariophyceae; Bacillariales; Bacillariaceae. The record is from the annotation of a GenBank genome assembly.
AUGGCGUCGUUUCACGAAAAGGCAACACCUACACAUGGGGUUUUUCGUGGUGGGUCAUCACGAUACAACACUUUACAGACUAGGAGAGAAACGCCAUACAAGAGAGUUAAGAGCGGAGCUGACGAAAACAACGAGAAUCCAGCUGAACUAUCUUCCCAGUUGUUGAUUGAUAGAACAAUACCGCAAUCGCUUCACCGAACUUAUUCUGCGCCAAAUGGGUGGAACGGAGGAGACACGAUUCUGGAACCUUCUCCUGCUCGAGAUCGUAGAGCUAUGCUCGAAGACUGGAGGCGCAGAAAAGGUCGUCAUGUUACAGGCAUAGACUCCACUUCGCGAAAACGUGUCAAGCGCAUUCCAUCUUCGUGUCGAGCAGGUUAUCACAACAGAAACGAUCUCCAAGACACUCACAGCAGUACAAUCCAGAAUAAAUCUUACGAUGAUAGAGACGAAGAAACCCCAAUCAGAAAACACCUUGCCACGCCUGGUCAAGGAAAGUUAGGAAGUGCUCGUCGAAGCAGCCUUAUGGAAAAGAGUGUCUUGAGUAGUACACCUGAAGUCCACAGAAAAGGAACUCAUCCAAGUUCAUCAAAUUCGGCACUGGUAGAUACCAUUGAUGACGCUGGUUUCCAGUCACAAAUGGAAAGGAUGAAGCGACGUUUGGAACAACUCGAAAAAGAGAAAAUGGAUUUGUCUAUGUCAAAGGCACCAUUAGAGGCAAGAAUUCGUCAGAAAGAAGACGCGUGGAUGAAAGAAAGGGCUUGUCUUAUGCAAGAAGUUCAGUGCUCAAGACUUUCGCUGCGAAAAAUUCAAAACGACCAGGAUGUUUGGGAUGUUAGAGAAAAAUUACGAGCAUCAGAAGAAGAACUCAAGUCUACGCGAUUGGCAAAAACUUCGCUUGAAAAGGAGUUACAUGCGACAAAAAUUGAGUUAGACUGUUUGGAGCGCAACAACAACAAGAUGCAAGCUGAGUAUGAUGAAAUUGCAGCACAAACGUCAGACAACAGAGACGCAGAGAUUAAGCUGCAGGUUCUAACAGAAGAACAUAUGGCAACGUCAGCUGCUCUCAAUGCAGUUUACGCUGAAUUAGAUGCAACAAAAGCGAGAGCAGAAGCCACUAUAUCAGAAAAAGAUGAAAGACUCAGAAAAGAGAUUGAGCAACUUCGAUUUGAUCUGAGUGUAAUGAAAACUCGGGCAAAUAAGGUACAACUUGAUUUGAACAAAUCGAUACAGAAUGUGGAAGAUGAAGAUGAGGCGGUACUUCGCGCGCGGAUCGAAGAGAGAGAUCAGCGAAUCAUUGAACUUGAAGCGGAGCUCCUGAAAGGUGAAAAACUUCGUCGACACAUGCACAAUUGCAUCCAGGAACUCCGUGGUAACAUCAGAGUUUUUGUGCGAACACGACCGUUUCUGCCAGGCGAUGAACAAGACAAAAACUCUCCCAUCAACAUUACACCAGAUGGUGAAUCGAUGUCAAUAAUCGAUCGUCGAAGUGGAAAACCACUGAAUUUUCAUUUUGACAAAGUGUUCUUACCUUCGGCAGGCCAGGAAACUGUGUUUCAGGAAGUUUCCGAUUUUGUACAGAGUGCACUAGAUGGGUACAACGUUUGCCUUUUUUCGUAUGGACAAACUGGGUCUGGAAAGACGCAUACUAUGCAGGGGUGCGGUAAUGGUCCGAUGAGAGGAAUCAUUCCCAGGGCUGUAGAGCAGGUACUUGCCCAAGCAAAUAAUCUCUCUACACAAAAGUGGGCAUUCACACUUUCUGCGUCUUUUCUUGAGAUCUAUAACGAAGGCCUAAAGGAUUUGCUUGUCUCCAUACACUCUGGACAAAAUUCCAUACAUGGACAAAAGCUUUCAAUCAAAAGAGAUAACGAGAGCAAGAUGUUUGUCCAGGGUCUUACAACUGUACCUAUUGAUACCACAAGUAGUUCUGAAGCAAAACGUCAGCUUGAAGCAUUGAUGAUGGUUGCAGCACAGUCACGUUCGGUGGCAAGUACAAAGAUGAACUCGCAGAGUUCUCGAAGUCACUCGAUUUUCAUGAUGCAGCUAAAAGGCUUCAACGAAGAUACAGGGGCGAGUGUUUGCGGUGCUUUGAAUUUAUGCGAUCUAGCUGGAAGCGAAAGACUAGAUCGUAGCGAAGCCAACUUUGAUUCUGCACGGCUCAAAGAGACGCAAUCAAUCAACAAGAGUCUUAGCUGCCUCGGAGUAGUCUUCAAUUCACUGGCCAUAGGAGCAUCCCACAUUCCUUAUAGGAAUUCGAAAUUGACUUAUUUGCUCCAGGAUUGCCUCAGUGGUGAUGGCAAAGCACUCAUGUUUGUCAAUUUGAGUCCUACGACAGAAAGCAGUGGAGAAAGUUUGUGUUCCUUACGAUUUGCCCAACGUGUAAAUCAAGUUGAGUUAGGCAAAGCGACCAAGAAUAUAGCUUACACGAAGACUUAG